CGUCACCGUCGUAGCAAGUGGUUUUUAUAACCUCAAUCUUAAUGUUUUCUUAUAUUGAAUAGUGUAUUUUAGUUUUUAAGUAAUUUAUAAAUAAUAGUCUUUUUACAAAUGUUCCUACAACCAGUGUCAUGAAAAAAAUAUAUUUUAUUGUUUGUGUUUUGUUCAUUUCAUUCCCUUUAGCUCCAUGUACACCCAAAUCAAACAAGAAAUCAACCACAGAAGACAUAGCUGACAUUAAAGAUUUUAAAAAGUUAUUAAGGACUAAAACCAAUAUUUUAGCGUGUUUCUAUAAUUCAUUUAAAGAAUCUCAACAUGUUAUCAAACUUUUUAGGGAUGUUACUGAAAAUAUUAAAGGAGAGGGUACAAUGGUGAUUGUAGACUGUUCAGGGAGUGCAAAAAAGAUGUGCAAGAAAUUAAAAAUUUCUGAAAGUGAUCCAUUCACCAUAAAACAUUACAAAGAUGGUGAUUUCAAUAAAGCUUACGAUAGGAAGUUAACUGUUAGUUCAAUGACGAAUUUUAUGCGCGAUCCAACUGGGGAUAUUCCGUGGGAAGAAGAUUCUUCAGCAGUGGAUGUUGUGCACAUACCUGAUUCCAAUACGUUACUCAAACUCAUCAAAAAGGAACCGCGACCUCUUCUGAUAAUGUUCUAUGCUCCGUGGUGUAGUUUCUGCAAAACUUUGAAACCGGAGUACGCGGAUGCGGCGAAAGAGUUAAAAGAUGAUGCGGUGUUGGCUGCAAUUGAUGUAAAUAGACCCGAGAAUACGGCCGUUAGGUCGCAAUAUAAUAUUACGGGGUUUCCCACUUUGCUCUUUUUCGAAAACGGUCGCAUGAAAUUCACUUACGAAGGAGAAAACAAAAAGAACGGCUUGGUAUCGUUUAUGCGAAAUCCUACCGCGCCCCCGGUGAGAAUCAAGGAGCCCGAAUGGUCCGACGUGGACAACGACGUCGUUCAUUUGACGACCACGAGCUUCGAUCCGGUUAUCAAAGAGGAAGCAUCUGUGUUGGUCAUGUUUUACGCCCCUUGGUGCGGUCAUUGUAAAAAGAUGAAACCGGAGUACGAGGCGGCCGCGGCUCGAAUGAAAAACGAAGGGAUACCGGGUAUGCUGGCCGCCGUGGAUGCCACGAAAGAACCAACAAUCGCCUCCAGAUUCUCCGUAAAGGGCUACCCCACUGUGAUAUAUUUCUCUUUCGGCGAACAGAAAUUCGACAUCAACGUUCGCGAUGCCCCUAAAAUCAUAGAAUUCAUGAGGGAACCCAAGGAACCCCCGCCGCCUCCGCCUCCCGAACAACCGUGGGCGGACGAAGAAACCGAUAUCGUGCAUUUGAGCGAGGAAUCUUUUAAGCAGUUUUUGAAAAAGAAGAAACACGUUUUGGUCAUGUUUUAUGCUCCAUGGUGUGGUCACUGCAAAAGAGCUAAACCAGAGUUUACGUCGGCCGCUGCUGAAUUUAAGGACGAUCCAAAAGUUGAAUUUGCAGCCGUAGAUUGUACAGUCCACCCCGCCGUUUGUACCGCUAACGAUGUUUCAGGCUAUCCGACGAUAAAAUAUUUCAGCUACUUCAACAAGAACACGAAAGAUUAUAAGGGAGGUCGAACGGCUACCGAAUUCGUGUCGUUCAUGAAAGAACCCGAUCUCCCACCGACGCCUCUUAGCACGCCCGAACCGGCUCCCGAAUGGCAAAUAGACCCGUCAAUAUUAAAACUAACCGACAGCAAUUUCAAACAACAACUACAGAAAAACGACAUAGUCCUAGUCAUGUUUUACGCCCCGUGGUGCGGCUACUGCAACAAAAUGAAACCGGACUAUUUCAAAGCCGCGAAAGACUUGAGCGCCAAAGGCUAUCCGCAAUGUAUGGCGAUGGUGGAUUGCACCGAAAACCCGACCAUCUCCGACGAAUACAAUAUAUCCGGUUUUCCGACUUUGAAACUGUUCAAAAACGGGAAAUUCGUUAUGGAUUAUACCGGAAAACGGACCCACGAGGAUCUGAAAGAGUUCGUAUUGAAAUAUAUAGAAUCUACGAAAGGAAGGAAAGAUGAAUUGUAGGAAUUACGGAUGGUAAAAGGUUUUUUUUUUGUAAUUUAUAUUCUCGAAUUGAAGCCCAACUCAUGCUCAUUUUUUUUACUUUUUAUGGUGACUAACUUAUUAAAAAUACUAAACCCAAUGUGCGUUUUAUUUA
Messenger RNA from Psylliodes chrysocephalus, 2175 nucleotides. Lineage: Eukaryota; Metazoa; Arthropoda; Insecta; Coleoptera; Chrysomelidae. The record is from the annotation of a GenBank genome assembly.